AUGGCGCAACGGCGGCGCCGGUCUGCUGGACCGAUAACCAGCAGCGUGGGUGAGCCACAAGCGCCACUGGCGUUGUUCUACGACUGGGCAUCCUCAGACGAAAGGAGAGCCUUCCACUUCUUCCAGCACAUCACCGCACCUUGUCUGUCCGGGGACCUCGACGGCGCCUUCUGGCGGGUAUUAGUGCUCCAAAUAUGCCAGUCCGAGGCCGCCGUACGACAUGCUGUACUCGCCGUGAGCAGCCUCCACGAAGGGAUGGUGCAGGCGACAAUGACCCCCUACCUCAACGCCGAAGACCGGAACUCAUUUGCCCUGUAUCAAUACAACCGGGCCAUCGCCUGUCUGCUGGACCAGAUGCGCACCGUCGACGCCAGACCGCUGGUCCCCCUCCUCACCUGUGUGCUUUUCGUGUGCAUUGAGCUCAUGCAGAGCAAAGACAGGGAAUCACUCCUCCACCUUGAACAGGGCCGUCAGAUCUUGAGCCAGCUGGGCCGCAAAUGCCCGACACGGAACCCCGAGAUCGACCUUAUCAGGCAGCACCUGGUACCCAUGUAUACCAGGCUCAGCUUGACAUCGCUCAUGUUUGGCGGCGAGCCCGUAGAGAUACCGACGCCGCUCAAGACGCUGACCGAGGUCCCUAUGAUGUUCGAGACGAUCGACGAGGUCCGGUACGCGCUCUACGAUUUUAUGGACCAAUGUCUCCGGUUCGCGAAGACGACACGUUUGGCCAAACUCAGCGAGAUUCCCUCGGAGCAGAUGCGGGCAUUUGAAAAGGAGCAGGACCAUCUACUGAGGAAACUAGCCAAGUUUAACGUCGCCUUCUCCCUAUACCGGUCGACGAAAUCCCGCGGUCGGCUGGUGGGCCCGAUUGCCCUGAUACAGAUACACGUCCACGCCACGUUUAUAUGGGUUUCGACGGCCCUCAGCCAGCACGAGACGGUGUUUGACGAUUACGUCGAUACUUUUUCAGCCAUCAUCCCGCUUGCGACCGAUUUCAUCAACUCGCUCAGUGCGCCACCGGCGCAUCCGGAGCAACACGGCGGACCGGGCGCCCCUGGGCCAUCAGCAGCCGACACACGGCGCUUCGCGACCGUGUUUACGUUUGAAAUGUAUAUCAUCGCCCCGCUCUACUUUGUAGCCGCCAAGUGCCGGCAUCCGAUCAUCCGGCGGGCGGCGCUGGACCUCCUCCGGCGGAACCCAACGCGGCGCGAGAACCUCUGGCGGGCCAACGUCAUGGCCGCCAUCGCAGAGCGGACAAUGCGGAUAGAGGAGAAGCACUUGCGACCGAACAGCCUGCCCCACUCUCGGCAGCCCUCGCCGCCCGAGUUGCCGGGGCUCUUCCCCAAUUCUUCGGUUCUCGGACAGGAUCCCCCGUCACGUCUUCGUGCUCUGUCGUCUUCGGCUACGGGCAGCGCCGAGGCGGGGAGCAUGAGCGAUAUGGCAGGGCACAUGCCGAUCGACCCGACACUAUUUUUCGACCCGGCCGAGGGGUCAGGGAGCCAUUCCUUCAGCGUCACGCCCUCGGUUGCCUCCUCGCUCGACGAUCUUACCGGCCCUGCGACAUCGACGCCAUACAUGGGCGGGUCCGGUGACGGCUCAUCCGAGCUGUGGAGCGGCACGACGUCGCUCCCGCCGCCCGGUAUCUCGCUCGAGCCGGCCACUCCUCUGGAUGCCGGUCCUUUCAUGAUGCCCCUACAGGCGCACUCCCAUCGCCCUCAGACGCAUCCCAAUUCCCACUCCCGACAGCAGUCCGGAUCGCCGUCGGUGGCGUCGGACGAUUCCCCGCAGCUCCAGUCGAUGAGCAUGGACAUGGGACCGGGGUCGGGGCAAGGGAUGCACAUAGCCGGCUUCAUGCAGCACCAGGGCCUGAGCGUGGGCCAGCUGAGCCCGGUCACGGGACAGCGCAGCGCGGAUGCGCCGUACGACGUGCCGGAGCGGUUCCGCGUGCUCCAGCAUUGUCACGGUGUCCAGCAGAAUGUGGGCUCACUUCACUUACACGGCCCCCUUGCCUUUGCCCCACAGUCCGGAAGAUGCGGGACCACAGCAGAACUCUCAUGCACCAGAAGAAGAAGUGAUUCCCGUCCCCAAAGUAGGGGAUCGCGCCCCAUCUCUGGGCAAGGAUGUCCAAUUCCCUCAAGACAAGCCCGUGCUGGUUGUCUUUUUGCGCCACUGCGGCUGUCCUUCAGUUGCUUGAUAAGAGCGAGACUGAUCGUCCAAGUCGGCGGCGAGUGGGAAGUUCAGGUCCUCGUCGACCCCCAGCGCGCCCUCUACCACGCCUGGGGCCUGGGUCUGAGCUCGACCUGGUAUGCUGUCAACCCGAUGGCGCUGUGGCGUACGUGGAAGCUGGGGACCGAGGAGGGGAUUUGGAACCGGAGUGCGCAGAGUGGUAGUCGGUGGCAGAUUGGGGGGGCGUUUGGGGUGGAUGCGGAGGGGGUGGUGAGGUGGUCGAGGCCCGCGGGCAGUGCGGAUGAGGUGCCGGAUUUUGGGGAGGCGUUGAGGCUGUUGGGGGUUGAGUAG
Chaetomium globosum CBS 148.51 is the source of this 2517-nucleotide messenger RNA. RefSeq lists its product as uncharacterized. The record is from RefSeq and is a predicted model, not a curated record. Bases 1 to 2517 code for a protein of 838 amino acids. The transcript has 7 exons. NCBI's taxonomy places the organism in Eukaryota, Fungi, Ascomycota, Sordariomycetes, Sordariales, Chaetomiaceae.